Messenger RNA from Ambispora gerdemannii, 1749 nucleotides. The record is from the annotation of a GenBank genome assembly. Lineage: Eukaryota; Fungi; Glomeromycota; Glomeromycetes; Archaeosporales; Ambisporaceae.
AUGGCUCAUUCAAUGGCCACCUUUAUGGCUUUUUAUCAUGCUAACAAGAUCGAAGACUGGACGUGUAAUAACCUGGUGGAAUAUUAUCGUGAUAAAACGGAGAAAAAAGAUUGGAAGAAGGUAUUAGAUUGGAUCAAAAAAGAUCUCGUUAGGGUAACAAGGUCUGACUCUGAGUUCGACACGAUACGUAGAGGAAAAGCACAAGAAAUCCUGGACAAAUGGAAGGAUUGGACUACAUUUUACAAUGACAUUAUAAGAAAGGAUUGCGCUCAUGUGAAUAUGCGGGUAAGAACCAUACGUACUAUAAGUCAACUAAACAAUCUGACUGGAGAUUCAACACAAAAUUUCGACAAUUGUCUUAUAACUUCGGGAAAACGAGAUAGAGAAGAAACGGAAAGAUCCUCGCCUCGAUUAAAAAAGAAGGCGUUUUCUAGUGGAAGCUCAGAUACUCGGAACUAUUUCUCGCAGAUUCGUUCUGAGCAGAACGAACAAGAUCAACGACCUCGAACCCCCGAACAUAGAAUUUAUUCAUCAGGUGCCAUGCCAUCUUGGAACCGAGAGAACAAAAGUGAUAAUGAUGAGUCACAAGAACUCUGUGAUUCAGAUAGUGAUCCCAUAUCAGAUCACAAGUUACUUGACGAAUUAUCUGAGGAAUUAAAGGGUUUGGGCGCCAUUGAAUUGACAAUUCGGGAUACUUUGCUCGAGAUUCUCCGUCAGAAUCAAUCAAAGGAUUUAAAAUCGGGAAAAACACUGAUGAACUCGAAUUUCUUAAAUGGGAUAAUAGAUGUUUCGAAUGCCAAUUUGAAGAAAAUGACUCGAUCAAUAUUAAAUAAAUUGAACGAAGGACAACAGUGGUUUGAUCAGGUUCUCAAUAAACAAACAUGGGCUUCAACUUCAGAGUUCAUCGACUAUUGCAAUCAGUUCACGGACCACGUAUGUAAUCGUGUACAAUUCCCCACUUUGGUACGCAAGUCCUUUGUCACAGGGCAUUUUGAUCCCUUUGUUCAUGAAGGGCACGACAUUGCGCAGGACAUUAUGAAACACUUUUCAGUGCGGUUGGAAGCUCCAUGCAAUAUAAGUUCAAAAUCGUCGAAACUGGAAAGAACCUACGCGAUCGACACGAUUAUAUAUGUUAUGAAUAGAAUUUUCCGUAUGCAUUUCGAUGUUCUCGAUGAAAACUGGAUAGAAAUACUUACUAGAGAUACAAAGUCCCAUAAGAUCAAUGGGGUUUUGAAAGUUUUUCAAACGAAAAAGUUUACACAGACAAUCAUAAUCAUGGAGUUUUCAUGUGGUCAAUACGCUUCAGAAGACAAGGAUACUGACGAUCAAGUGAAAUUGAGUCGCAAUGCAAAAAGAAUUUUAAACAAAUUACUUGAUAAAGUCCCAUGUGAGAAAGCACGAGUUUAUACUAUUCAAAGUGUUAAUGGAAAUAUUAGUAUAAAAUAUAUGGUGCGACCUUUACCUUCAAUAUAUCUGUAUGAAGAGUUUGUUAGCAUCAAAAUACCUAUGACUUUUGAUGAUAUGGAAGAAUUCGCCAAAAGUAUGCAAACCCUUAUGGAUUUUCAGGUUGAUGUCUUGCGGACUGUUAAGCUGAUGAAUAAGAAACAAAUUGAGGAUCCAAAGGUGUAUAAAUCCGAAGUUAAAGACACGCCACAAAAAGACCGAGAAAAAAAGAAAGUCACUAAUAAUACCUUGCCUUCAUACCCUGAGUCACCCUUUACUGGAUUACCAGGUGAAGAUUUAAUUUGA